Messenger RNA from Linum tenue, 684 nucleotides. The record is from the annotation of a GenBank genome assembly. NCBI's taxonomy places the organism in Eukaryota, Viridiplantae, Streptophyta, Magnoliopsida, Malpighiales, Linaceae.
AUGGCGACGGAGAUCUUGAGGCCUCAGGAUUGUUUGACCCAGCGGAUCAGAGUCCCUCCCUGUCGCCGCAGAAAUUUUCAUUACCACGGCCACGCCAACAACGGAAAUGGAAGCGUUAACAAUCAUUCUAGCAAUAGCAGUAGCAACAGCAGCAGCGGUAUACCUUCUUCUAACCCUAGGUUUAACAGGAAGCCUGCAGCGGCCGGGCAGAAGUCGGCCGACCACCAGAGGAAGCGCCAUCAGCCGGAGCCGUCCAUCUCGAAGAGAUCGACCUCCGCCGAUGACUUGAGGAUCCCUUCCUCGAAGAAUCACCACCACCAGAGCCGCGGCCACAAUCACAGCCACAGCCUGGUGAUGGAUAAGGUGACGAUUCUCAGGCGAGGCGAGCUGCUCGAUUCCAGAACCGUCGCUGCUGGUGGAGAAGCGAGUUCUUCGGUGGCGGUGAACGGUACGGAGAGGAUUGGACCGUGUCCCGAGGCGGUGCCGAGGCAGAUCCGGAUCACCGACGCGAGGCCGCCGCCGCCGCCCUUGGCUACGCGGAAGUGCGACGUGUACGCCGGAUCGGCGUUCGCGAUGUCACCCGCUCCCAGCGCGCUCCCGCUGCCGUCGUUCUCGAAGAAGCAGGUUUCCGUCGACGACUCGGCUACCAGGGACCUCCGACGCUUGCUCCGGCUGGAUCUUUGA